UACCCGCGCUAGGGUGAUCUCACUCGCAUGUGUUGACGUCCUGGGUGUUGAUGACGUGUGUUGAUCUUACUCGCGCCUGUUGACGUCCUGGGUGUUGGUGACGUGUGUUGAUCUUACUCGCACCUGUUGACGUCCUGGGUGUUGGUGACGUGUGUUGAUCUUACUCGCACCUGUUGACGUCCUGGGUGUUGGUGACGUGCGUUGAUCUUACUCGCGCCUGUUGACGUCCUGGGUGUUGGUGACGUGUGUUGAUCUUACUCGCGCCUGUUGACGUACUGUGUUGACCUCGCUCGCGCCUGUUGACGUACUGUGUGUUGACCUCGCUCGCGCCUGUUGACGUACUGUGUUGACCUCGCUCGCGCCUGUUGACGUACUGUGUGUUGACCUCGCUCGCGCGUGUUGACAUACUCGAAUGUCUUGUCUUCCAUGCAUGAAUUUAAUUAAGUUUGGUGUACAAAUUGAGAUGUUGUAGAUAGUGUUUGUGCGAUUUAACUGAUAAUAUCACUACGCUUCUCAAGGCAAGAAGAUUGACUGAUCAAGAAGGAGCCCUUAUUCUAAAGAGCGGUGGUGAUGGCGUCCACGGAGACUCCCUUCAACACCACCGACCUGCUUGGUGAAGGAGCGGUGGUGAUGGCGUCCACGGAGACUCCCUUCAACACCACCGACCUGCUUGGUGAAGGAGCGGUGGUGAUGGCGUCCACGGAGACUCCCUUCAACACCACCGACCUGCUCGCUAAAGGGGUUCCGGAGCGUGACCUGGACGUGCCCCGCCAAAUGGUAAUCAUUGCCUUAUCCAUGGUGUUCCUGGCCAUCUUUCUGUGGGUCCGUAAGCACUGGAAGCACUGGAAGCGCUGCGAGUGCUCCUCGGGCACUGAAGAGGUCAUCCCGGCCGCCAAGAGUUUUGGCACCUUCGUCGGCAUCCUCACCAUGACAGCAACGUGGGUGGGAGGUGGCUACAUCAACGGGUCGGCCGAGGCGGUGUUCAGUAGUGGCCUAAUAUGGUGCCAGGCGCCCUUUGGUUACGCCAUCAGCCUCACCCUAGGAGGAUUGUUCUUCGCCGGGAAGAUGAGGGAGGCGCGCUACAUGACCAUAUUGGACCCGCUACAGGACCGCUACGGGCCUCGCUGGGGCGCUAUGCUGUAUCUGCCCGCGCUGGUCGGGGAGACCCUCUGGUCAGCCUCCAUCCUCGCUGCCCUCGGGUCGACGCUGGCCAUCAUCGAGGACUUAAACACCACGGUCUCCAUCUUUUUGUCGGGCGGCGUCGUUGUAGUGUACACGCUCUUCGACGGCUUCCACCCCGUCGCCUACCCCAAUGCACACAGAGACGUCGUCCAGCUCUUCUCCAUCUUCCUGGGCCUGUGGCUGGCGGUGCCCUUCGCCAUGAGUAACGAGGCCGUGGGCUCCCUUAGCCCCAGCGUGACGGACUGGUUGGGCUCCAUCUCCGCGGACACGCCCUGGCUCUGGGGCGAGUGGACGGACUUCGCUGUGCUGCUCAUCUUCGGGGGCAUCCCCUGGCAGGCGUACUUCCAGCGUGUGUUGUCAGCCCGGACCAGGAGGCAGGCGGAGGUGCUAUCCUACGCGGGCUCUGUGGGCUGCUUCCUGAUGGCGGUGCCAGCCUGCUUCAUUGGUGCCAUCGCUAAGGCCACCGAUUGGCCGAGGACCACCUAUGGUGCUGAUGUGGCCGCUGACGACCAGAAGCGGAUCCUCCCACUCGUGAUGCAGCACCUCACACCUGCGUGGGUGAUGGUAGUGGGUCUGCUAGCUGUCGGCUCCGCCUUCAUGAUGUCGGCGGACUCCUCCAUCCUCUUCGCCUCCUCCAUGUUCGCCAACAACAUCUACAAGAACGUCAUCAGGCGCUCGGCCAGUGACUGGGAGGUGCUGAUGGUGAUGCGAGUGUCGGUGGUGGUUGUUGCAGGCGCCGCUACGGUGGUGGCCAUCAAGAGCAACUCCAUCUACGUACUCAUGUAA
Molecule: messenger RNA, 1968 nt
Organism: Procambarus clarkii (red swamp crayfish)
Lineage: Eukaryota; Metazoa; Arthropoda; Malacostraca; Decapoda; Cambaridae
Source: RefSeq, a predicted model, not a curated record